This is a messenger RNA of Coregonus clupeaformis (lake whitefish), 2882 nucleotides long. Its product is annotated as fascin-2-like. Gene Ontology annotation, biological process: cell migration; actin filament bundle assembly; establishment or maintenance of cell polarity. The record is from RefSeq and is a predicted model, not a curated record. The coding region runs from base 199 to 1692 and encodes 497 amino acids. Gene Ontology annotation, cellular component: cytoplasm; actin cytoskeleton. Lineage: Eukaryota; Metazoa; Chordata; Actinopteri; Salmoniformes; Salmonidae. The transcript has 5 exons. Gene Ontology annotation, molecular function: protein-macromolecule adaptor activity; actin filament binding.
GGGAGAGAGAGAGAGAGAGAGAGAGAGAGAGAGAGAGAGAGAGAGAGAGAGAGAGAGUCAAGCAUUCAGAUUGAGGGAGGUUGUUAAAGCAAGGGAAAUUUGCGCCUGGAGAGAAGAGAAAGGGGCACACGUCCCCCUUUACCCUCCCCCUCGUUCACCCUAAAGCUUUCCACUCGAGACCUCUGCGUGUGUGUGUGUAUGGACGACGGAUCGAUGAUGCCCACGAACGGAAUUAACAAAGCCUUGAAGCUGCAGUUUGGCCUCAUCAACCACGAGAGCCGUUACCUAACAGCCGAGGCCUUCGGCUUCAAGGUGAACGCCUCGGCCUCCAGCAUGAAGAAGAAGCAGAUCUGGACUCUGGAGCAGGAGGACCAGGACACCCAGGUAGUGUUCCUUCGCAGCCACCUGGGCCGCUACCUGGCCUCUGACAAGGAUGGCAAGGUGAGCUGUGGGGCAGAGCAGCCUGACUCGCCCGGCUGCCGCUUCCUGAUCGUGGCCCAGUCGGAUGGCCGCUGGGCGCUGCAGUCGGAGCCAUACCUGCGCUUCUUCGGAGGCUCGGCUGACUACCUGUCCUGCUUUGCUCAGGCCAUCGGGGAGCCCGAGCUGUGGGCCGUCCACCUGGCCCUCCACCCGCAAGCCAGCCUGCUCAGCGUGGCGCGUAAACGCUAUGCCCACCUGUUCGCCCGGGAAGGAGAGAUCUCGGUGGACAGCAACAUCCCCUGGGGCUCGGACUCCCUAGUCACCCUGGUCUACCUGGAAGGAAAGUACUUCCUGAAGACGUGCGACAGCCGCUUCCUCAGCAAUGACGGGAAGCUGGUCAAAGAGAACACCCCCACCACCAGCUUCACCCUGGAGCUCAAGUCGGGCAAGCUGGCCUUCAAGGACUGCGAUGGGAAGUACCUGACACCCAUGGGCCCGACUGGCACAUUGCGCUCAGGCAGGUGCUCCAAGCCUGGCAAGGACGAGCUGUUCGAUCUAGAGGAGAGCCACCCACAAGUAAUUUUCCAGGCAGCCAACAAAAGAUUUGUCUCUGUCAAGCAAGGUGUGAGCAUCUCAGCCAACCAGGAUGUGGAGACAGACAUGGAGACCUUCCAGAUGGAGAUUGAUAAGGAGAGCAAGAAGUGCAUGUUUAGGACCAACGGCGGUAACUACUGGACACUGGUCUCCCACGGAGGGAUCCAGUCCACAGCCACGGAGGUGGAGGCCAACACAAUGUUUCAUAUUGAAUGGCUCGGCCGCAGUGUAGCACUGAAGGCAAGCAAUGGGAAGUACGUGUGCACCAAAAAGAACGGGCAGCUUUCGGCCGUCAGCGAUUCCGUAGGUGAAGAUGAGCUCUUCCUGAUGAAGCUCAUUAAUCGGCCCAUGUUGAUCCUGCGAGGGGAGAACGGUUUUGUGUGUCAUCACAAGAGCUCCAACACGCUGGAUGCCAACCGAUCUGUCUAUGACAUCUUCUCACUGCUCUUCAGCGAUGGCGCCUACCACAUACAAAGCGUGGGUGGAAAGUUCUGGUACGUCUCCAGCAGCGGCCUGGUGUGCUCAGACGGAGACAAGCCUGAGGACUUCUUCAUGGAGUUCCUGGAGCACGGGCGAGUGGGAAUCAAGGGCAAGAACGGCAAGUACCUGCGUGGGGACAGCGGCGCGCUGAAGGGUGACUCUGCAACCGUGGACCCCUCCUGUCUAUGGGAGUACUAACCUGGCGCGACCUCCGAUGACCCCUGAAGUACGUGGAGGGAGAAAGAGAGAGGGGCAGUAUGGAGGGUGAAGGAGAGAGGGGCAGUAUGGACAGUGAAGGAGAGAGGGGCAGUAUGGAGAGUGAAGGAGAGAGGGGGGACCUGGUUCCCACCUGGGUUCACAGCUCAACCAACAAAGAUACAGUACACAGACUGACUGGGGAACAUUUUCACUACUCUCCUUUCUACGUUAGCUGCAUAGGGGAGGCCACUCCCACUUUUUUGUUUUGUAUUGGUAAAAAGUGAAAAUGUGUAGAAAGUUAUUUAUUUGUGUUUAUUUUAUUUUAUUUUAUUUGUUUUCCAAAAAAAGCAUAUGUUAUCUAAAUGUUGUUGUUUUUUUCAAGUGACAUUGCCAACAUCAACAACAGAGAAUACUUAAUCAAAUCUGCUAAUUUUGGUCACUCACACAGCCUAUACAAAAAGGCAUUACAUGCUGUAUACCGGUACUUAAAUUAUUAUCUGGAUGCCUGAAUAAAGGCAGCUUUUCACGUUAAUAUUUCUUGUUGUGAUGUUUACUGUUGUCUUCAACAACAGUGUUAUCAGUACAAUGAUUGCCCAACACUGCUCCCGAACAUACUCACUGCUUCCAAAGAGGACAAGAAAUCAGCUGUGUAGCCCAAAUGGCCCUGUGUGUGUAGCCCAGAGUAGCCCAAAUGGCCCUGUGUGUGUAGCCCAGAGUAGCCCAAAUGGCCCUGUGUGUCUAGCCCAAAUGGCCCUGUGUGUGUAGCCCAGAGUAGCCCAAAUGGCCCUGUGUGUGUAGCCCAGAGUAGCCCAAAUGGCCCUGUGUGUGUAGCCCAGAGUAGCCCAAAUGGCCCUGUGUGUGUAGCCCAGAGUAGUCCGAAUGGCCCUGUGUGUGUAGCCCAGAGUAGCCCGAAUGGCCCUGUGUGUGUAGCCCAGAGUAGCCCAAAUGGCCCUGUGUGUGUAGCCCAGAGUAGCCCGAAUGGCCCUGUGUGUGUAGCCCAAAUGGCCCUGUGUGUGUAGCCCAGAGUAGCCUGAAUGGCCCUGUGUGUGUAGCCCAGAGUAGCCCAAAUGGCCCUGUGUGUGUAGCCCAGAGUAGCCCGAAUGGCCCUGUUUUAAUUUCAUUUUUUACAUUUUAGUCAUUUAUCCAGAGCGACUUACAGUUAGUGAGUGCAUACAUUUAUUUUAUUUAUU